Mauremys reevesii (Reeves's turtle) is the source of this 2788-nucleotide messenger RNA. It is a transcript of the gene DOLPP1, whose product is annotated as dolichyldiphosphatase 1. Gene Ontology annotation, molecular function: dolichyldiphosphatase activity. The transcript is spliced from 9 exons. Gene Ontology annotation, cellular component: intracellular membrane-bounded organelle; endoplasmic reticulum membrane. The record is from RefSeq and is a predicted model, not a curated record. Gene Ontology annotation, biological process: lipid biosynthetic process; protein N-linked glycosylation. The coding region runs from base 61 to 774 and encodes 237 amino acids. Lineage: Eukaryota; Metazoa; Chordata; Testudines; Geoemydidae.
GCUCCGCCCCUUGAGUGCGCUCCGAUUGGCUGUGGCGGCCCGGCCCGGUAUCCGGGUAAAAUGGCCGCAGUCGGAGAGUGCUCGCUCCCUGCUCCCUGGCGGCCGGUCUCCCUCACCCAUGUCGAGUAUCUUGCAGGUGAUUUCUCUGGUCAGCUCUUAGCCUACUUGAGUCUCUGUCCAAUUUUCAUCAUAGUCGGCUUUGUUACACUCAUCAUAUUCAAGAGAGAGCUUCAUACGAUAUCUUUCUUAGGGGGGCUGGCAUUCAACGAAGGAGUGAACUGGCUAAUAAAAAAUAUUAUCCGUGAGCCGCGGCCCUGUGAAGAAGCCCAUUCAACGGUGACUACAAAAUACGGGAUGCCAUCCAGUCACUCUCAGUUCAUGUGGUUUUUCUCUGUUUACUCGUUCCUGUUUCUUUAUUUAAGAAUGCACCAAACAAACAAUGCCAGGUUUCUGGAUUUACUGUGGCGACACGUCCUAUCCAUCUGCCUUGUCACAGUGGCCUUUCUAGUCUCAUAUAGUAGGGUCUAUCUGCUCUACCACACCUGGAGCCAGGUCUUAUACGGAGGUGUUGCAGGAAGCAUCAUGGCCAUAGCCUGGUUUGCAUUCACACAGGAGAUCUUAACUCCUUUGUUCCCAAGGAUAGCUGCGUGGCCAGCUUCAGAGUUCUUUUUAAUCAGAGAUACCAGCCUCAUUCCCAACAUCCUGUGGUUUGAAUACACAGUCACCAGAGCAGAGGCAAGGGUCCCUCUGGAUGCAGUAAAGUGUAUAACUUGAGCAGAAUCAUCUGAGUGAAACAGACAGCGCAAGCUAGGUACGAAGCUGCAGUGACUCAAGACAUGGGAACAGAAUGCAGGAAUUAAUGGAGAAGGACAAGAGUAGAGACCUGUACAGACCUGGGAGCAGCAAGGAGUCUUCACAGAUGGACCAAAGGAACAGGCAGGGACCAUACUCAAAGCCUGGAGGCCUUUGCUCUGGCUUUUGCAGCUAGCUGGAUGCUCCAUGAUGCAUGUGGGACCGUGAAGGAGCAGAACCUCAUUUAUAACACAAAUGCACAUUGCCAGUUGGAAUGUACCAUCGUGUCUGAGUCGCGGGAAGGGGGAGAAAAUACCUGAUGGCUUGUUUGGGGGAGGGAGAACCAAAAAAAAAAAAAUCAUAUUUCUGUGACAUUUUUUUGCAGCAUGAAAUAUACACACUAUUUAUUUAUUUUUUUAAUUGAACUAUUAUUUUUGGGUGGGUGAUGCAUUGAUUGUGUAUUUGGAAGAAGACAAAACCAAAAUUAGGUCUUGCCUAAUUUAGGGUUUUGAAUUUGUGGGGGACGUAGGGUGACUUAGGCAGGAGGGGAAGAGUUAUUUCUUUCCUUUCUGCAACAAUUGGGAGAGCAAAAUCAAUUCCUGCUGCACUUUGUAAGGAUAUAAAGAAACUACUAAAGAUUUUGCUUUUAAACACUAGUGACAUUCCUGUGCGCAAGCCUGCACGGAUACCACUGGGGGGGUUAAAACACAGAGGAAAACCUAAAAUCUACUAAUUUUUUUUUUUUCCCCACUGCUGCUCCUGUUGUGUAAUUAGCCAUGUGGUUUUACCCGGGCCCUCUUCUUUUUCGGUGUCAGUAACUUGGUAUACACAUUAUAACUAUCCCUCCACUCCCUCUUCCUUUUGUACUUUUAUGACCCCAGAGCUGCUGGGACCUUUACAGUUUCUGUUGCUGAACUUAAGCCAGACUCUGUUAUUGAUUAAGGACACCACUCUUAGGUUUAAAUAACUGCUAGUUAAGGCACAACUCCAUGCUUUUAAGGAUUACCCCAAAGUCAUUAAAAAAAGUUUAUAUGAUCAGUCUCUGCCCUAAACCCUCUUUCUGAUUAAUGAAUCUUCCCAUUGAGCUUUUCAGCCAUCAGUAAACUUUUUAUUUUUAUAAAAAGUUGAUGAGUGCUGAUGCCUGGCUUUAGCACUGCAUGAAUUACUUUUGGAGAGCCCAGUUAGAUUCAAACACAGGUUACUGCUGAAACGAGGCAGUACGUUUUAACCCUGGCAAACAUUUCCAUGGGUCAUGCUGAUUUGUUUUGGAUUCUGCAGUAGUCAAGACUAUUGCAAAAGUCUGCACUGGCUCCCUAGAAUGCAUAACUCCUAAGGGAUCUUGCCCUUAUACUGUAAGGACUUUCAUUUCUCCUUCCUUUUUCAUUUUGACUGUUUUUUUUCAAGUGAUGAACUUCCUUAGUCUGGAGUUCUGGACAGUAAGUUCUGCUGCUAGAUGUUUGGGUACCAUUUCUCUGUGAUAGGAUAUCUGACAGCCUCUUCGACCCUGCCAGUACUUAGAUCCUCUGCAAUAGGCUGAUAAAUAUUUUAAGAAGACUAUACUAACAGUGAGUCAGCAGUGCAUCCGGAAUGUACUUCAUGGCUGUGCAAAGACUGUUCCAUUGCACUUUUUAGCCUGUAAUCAAGACAUUACAAUGAAGUUCAGCAACAAGGUGGAGAGACUCACGGUACAAUUGGCUUGAAGUUUUAUAACAGGGGAAGGCCAGGGCAAGUACAGCUACCAAGCUGGGUCAAAGAGGAGGACAUUAGCAUCUGUCUGAUACCGUCACCUGUACAGAGGGAUAGUGACUAUGCAUACCCAUCUAUGUCUUACUGCAUGUUUUACUAGCUUCCAUUAAAAAGCUACUGAGGCUUCAUCGAAAACUCAUUGGUAUGUACUGAUGCAAGAUGUGAUUUUGCUCAUAUCUGAUCAUCUCUGUAUUUUCCUGCCACCUUAAUUUGAAAACAGCAUUUUAAAGAUUUCAUCUACUCCUCUUGC